AUGAACGUCGAGAAGGCGGUCGAGGCCGGCCAUCCGCCUGUUGUCGACGUCAAGCAUCCCGUGGACAGCAGCAGCAGCAUCGAGGGAUUCACCCCAGAUGCCCAGGAAGGCGUCAAGAAGAUGGAGGCUACCACCUCUGUGUGGUCGAAGAAACAUCUCAUCGUUGCAUACAUCUUGAUGUGGUGCAUUACCUUCGUGGAUGCCAUGCAGCAGGGCACUUCGGGUGCGCUCCAGCCGUACGUUACCAGCAGCUUCUACCAGCACUCCUUGACGGCCUACACCGGCAUCAUGUCUGGUAUUAUCGGCGGCGUGCUCAAACUGCCAAUGGCAAAAGUUCUCGACAUCUUCGGGCGACCGCAGGGUUUCGCGCUCUCCGUGGGGUGCUUAAUUCUUGGCUUGAUCAUUAUGGCAUCGUGUAACGGAGUGCAAGUGUACGCCGCGGCUCAGAUCUUCUACUGGCUAGGGUACAACUGCAUGAGCUACACUCUAGGAAUCUUCAUCGCCGACACGUCCUCCCUGAAGAACCGAGGAUUCAUGUUCGCCUACGUCAACUCCCCAUAUAUCGCUACCGUCUGGAUUGCUGGCCCUCUCUCUGAAGCAUUCCUAUACGGUCCUGGUUGGCGAUGGUUCUAUGGCGCCUUUACCAUUAUCACCCUCGCCGUGGCUUCACCCCUCUACUUCUUGUUCAUGCACAACUACCACAAAGCCGUCAAGGCGGGGAUCAUUGUGCCUAUCAAGAGCGAGCGCACCUUCAUGCAGUCGGUUAAGUACUACGCCAUCGAGUUCGACGCUGGGGGCCUCUUCCUGAUCAUGGGAGGGCUCGUCUUCUUCCUGCUUCCAUUCAGUCUCUAUUCGUACCAGGAUGGCAAAUGGAACUCGCCUCUCGUGGUAUCCUUCUUCAUCAUUGGCGGGCUGAUGCUGAUCGCCUUUGCUCUGUAUGAGAAAUACGUCGCGCCGAAGACCUUCAUUCCAUUCGAGCUCCUCACGGACCGCACUGUGCUUGGCGCCUGCAUUCUAGCCGGUACUCUGUUCGUCAGCUUCUACAUCUGGAACGCCUACUUCUCGUCCUUCCUCCAGGUGGUUAACGGGCUCACGCUCACGCAAGCGACCUACGUGACCAACAUCUACAGUAUCGGGUCUUGCUUUUGGUCCAUCCUUGUCGGUCUUGCCAUUAUCUGGACCGGCCGCUUCAAAUGGAUCGCGCUUUACUUCGGAGUCCCGGUCACCAUGCUCGGAGUCGGCUUGAUGAUCCACUUCCGCCAGCCCGACCAGACCAUCGGCUACGUCGUCAUGUGCCAGAUCUUCAUCGCCUUUGCUGGAGGCGCGCUCGUCAUCACAGAGCAGAUCGCCGCAAUGGCCGCCACAGACCACCAGUACAUCGCCGUCGUGCUCGCCAUCGAAGGCAUGUUCUCCAGCAUCGGCGGCAGCAUCGGCAGCUCUGUCUCCGCAGCCAUCUGGACCGGCGUGUUUCCAGACAAGCUGGCCGAGUAUCUGCCUGCCGAGAACCAGGCCGAUCUCUUGACCAUCUACGCUUCGCUUCCCACGCAGCUCUCCUUCCCCAAGGGGACGCCGGCAAGGAUCGCGAUCGAGAAGGCCUAUGGCGACUCGCAGAAGUGGAUGUGCGUCGGCGCCACUGCUAUCAUGAUCCUUGCCAUCUUCUGCGUCGCCGUCUGGCGCGACAUCAGGGUCAAGGACUUCAAGCAGACCAAGGGUACUGUCGCGUAA
Messenger RNA from Trematosphaeria pertusa, 1725 nucleotides. RefSeq names its product MFS general substrate transporter. NCBI's taxonomy places the organism in Eukaryota, Fungi, Ascomycota, Dothideomycetes, Pleosporales, Trematosphaeriaceae. The transcript has 3 exons. Gene Ontology annotation, biological process: transmembrane transport. The record is from RefSeq and is a predicted model, not a curated record. Bases 1 to 1725 code for a protein of 574 amino acids. Gene Ontology annotation, molecular function: transmembrane transporter activity.